This is a messenger RNA of Cladophialophora psammophila CBS 110553, 744 nucleotides long. RefSeq lists its product as uncharacterized. NCBI's taxonomy places the organism in Eukaryota, Fungi, Ascomycota, Eurotiomycetes, Chaetothyriales, Herpotrichiellaceae. The transcript is spliced from 4 exons. The coding region runs from base 1 to 744 and encodes 247 amino acids. The record is from RefSeq and is a predicted model, not a curated record.
AUGCCUCCCUUCCGCAUGCCCUUCACCUCGAAGCGCCCCACGGCGCCCAUUGAGACGACCAACGAUGAGAAUGCUCGCCCCAACUCCUUCGACGGAAAUGUCAAGAGUCCAUACAGCAGAGACAAGCCCUCAUUAGCGUUGGGAAUCAAGGAAAAGACCGUAGAGCCCAACGAAUUCAAACUGAGUUCGGUCAACGACAGUGGUGAAUAUCUGCCGCCGUCGCCCACCGAAAAGCAGUCCUUCUGGGCGAAAUCGCCGUCCUCCGCAAGCACCAACCAUCGCCAAUGUUUCAAUGAUAACGACGCUUUCACAAUCUCUCGCGAGUCCUUUGAAUCGUACAGGAGGUCUUUUGACAUUUCCGGCCGCUCCCCAAUCCUCCAAACUGACAGCUUCACUUCGCGCACAUCUCUUGACUCGAGACCAGCGACCCGCUUCCCCACGCGCUCAACGCUAAGCAGCGCUACAUUCGAGAGACCCACCGCCGAAGAGGAUCCGAUCUUUGAAGAUGUGAAACUGAAUGACGAAGCAAGCAAUAAACAAGAGCCUAAGAAGAAGAGUUUCCUGUCACGGUUUGGCGACUCAAACGGCGAAACCAUCACCACGACCGCGCCAACCAAGGAGGAAGGCAAGCAUCACUUCCAUUUCCUUCCCGGGCGGAAACGAGGUCAAAGCGGGACAGGUAAUGAACUGGGGGAUAUUCCGCGGCCACAGAGUAGGGGCAAUGCGGAAGUAAUAGUACGAUAG